Messenger RNA from Cucurbita pepo subsp. pepo (vegetable marrow), 1249 nucleotides. RefSeq names its product E3 ubiquitin-protein ligase PUB22-like. The record is from RefSeq and is a predicted model, not a curated record. Lineage: Eukaryota; Viridiplantae; Streptophyta; Magnoliopsida; Cucurbitales; Cucurbitaceae. Gene Ontology annotation, molecular function: ubiquitin protein ligase activity. Gene Ontology annotation, biological process: protein ubiquitination.
AUGGCCGAAAUCGAGGUUCCUUCCGACUUUCUGUGCCCGAUUUCUCUACAAAUCAUGAGCGACCCAGUGACGAUAUCGACCGGGAUCACAUACAAUAGAGAGAGCAUAGAGAAAUGGCUCUUGUUUUGCAAGAACUGCCUGGUGACAAAGCAGCCACUGAUCGGUACAGAUUUGACGCCGAACCAUACGCUGCGUCGGGUGAUUCAAGGGUGGUGCUGCGUCAACGCCGAGCACGGGGCGGAGCGGGUCCGAAGCCCUAAGGGUGAGGGUGAUGGAGGGCAUGUUGUUAAGGUGAUCCUUAAGGAGGCAAUGAGAGGUAGAAGCUCAAGGCUCGAGUGCCUCAACAAAUUGGAAGCUUUCUUGGCUGAGACUGAGAGGAACAAAAUCUACUUGCAGGAUGCUCGAUCUAUGGAGUUCUUAGCUUCAAUGUUGAACAAUCCCGAGGACGAGAAUGAGGAAGUCAUUGUAGAAAAAGCUAUAGAAAUCAUUUCGAACAUCAAUUCACCCACUACUCUCCUCGAACAUCUCUUAAUCCAAAAUGCUAACCUCAUCGAUGCUGUAAUCUCCAUCGUUGCCGUAACCAAAACCUCGAGAUCUCGAGCGGCCGCCAUAGCCUUCCUAAGCUCCCUCUACUCCAUUUCCGACCAAACCCACAAAACGUUCACAAAAGACAACCUCUUCAUCCAACUCUCAAGAGCCUUAAACGACCAAAUUGCCAUAAAACCCACCCUCAAAAUCCUCCUCCACUUGGCCCCAUUUGGUCGGAACCGUAUCAAAGCCGUGAAACACGGUGUCGUUUUCGACCUCGUCGAGCUGCUUUUGAACUCCACCGUCGGAAGAGAAUGCGAGUUGGCAAUUAUGGCCAUGGACCAGCUUUGUGAAUGUGCCGAAGGUCGGGCUGAGCUGCUCCGACACGGAGGCGGGAUGGCGGUCGUGGCGAGGAAGAUUCUUCGAGUGUCGAAUUUUAGCAACGAGAAGGCGGUUAGGAUUUUGUACCAUGUUUGUAAGAACAACGUUGGGAAUUUCGGAGUUGCUGAGGAGAUGGUGGAGGUUGGGGCUGUUGGGAAGCUUUGUUUGAUGCUUCAAAUUGGUGGAAGUUUGAAAACUAAUGAAAGAAUCAAGGAAAUUCUUCAUUUUCUUCGAUGUAUUUUCAAGGGUACGAAGUGUGUUCUUGUUCUUCCGUCCGGGUUUGAUCGAUUUUAGUUAAUACACUCGUUAAUCGAUUGAAUUUGUUGAUUGUAUGUACACG